GGACAGGGAGCGGGAGCGGGAUCGGGAUAAACAGGGAACGCGUCUCUGCGGCCCGGCUGUGCUUGCCGCUGUGAGACAUCCCGCCUCUCCUCCCGCAGCUGCUCUGCACACGGGCUCUGCUCUGGAAACUGAGUCCCCGCACAGCGCGCCAUGGGUUUGGAAGUUUAGCGGGCACUGAGUAAACGGAAAGGGGAGUUUUGUUAGUAAUACGCCUUUGCUGGUGCAGCUAAGGUCUUGAUUUUAAAGAUCUCGGCUUCUUGAAGCUGAUGGAUUCACUUUCUGAAGCGAUUAGUUCGUAUCUUGUGACCUGUGGGWUCUGCAGAGUAGCUCUGUCCUCCUGAGGUCUCUGCUCUGCAGUGCCUUUCUAGAGCAGAAGUAUUGUUGAGAUAACCGUGGCUAUUAAGAAUCCAUUUUCCUCAGGGGCUUCAGGUAUCUACCAUUGAAGACUGUGACUGACCACAUCAAUGAGUUGCUGAUUCUCUUGGCUAUUCCUUCAUUCUUCAUGAAACUUUGAUAAAGCAACUAUGCCUGUUCAAUUGCUGAAGCUCAUUAAAGGACAAUCUGAGGCUCCACUACCAAGCCAUUUGCAGAGGGAGAGUUUGCAACAUUUGCAAGAAGGAUGUGACCAUACCAACAAAUACAUUCAGGGAAUAGUUACUCUUUCAUACCCAUUAACCAAACUCGGAGAUGGAACAGACUUUUUCAAGAUUGUUCUUCAAGAUUCUGAAAAUUUGCGUUCUCGGAUCAACAGCAUCAAUAUUUUAAUAUAUGGAAAAAUGGCAAAGGACUGUGCAAGAAUUAUAUGCCAUGGGGAAAUCUUCAUAGUUGCAGGAUUUAAGGUGAUAAAAUUGCCUGAAGUGACAGAGGAUGGUAGACAUGGUUGUCAGUUGGAAGUGUCUGAAGAAGCUGGAUCAGCCAUUUAUAUUUAUACUCAACCAGGAGCAACUGCUGCUUCAGAAACUGCAUCGGCGUCUAUUGUGCCAAAAUAUGUGUACACUCCCCUGAAUCAUCUUAAAGAUGGAACUAUAGUGAACUUCUAUGGCGUUGUGAAGUUCUUCAAGCCUCCUUAUGUUAGCAAAGGAACUGAUUAUUGCUCAGUUGUAACACUUGUGGACCCAUCAGAAGUGAAGUUAACGUGCACUCUUUUUAAUGGAAAUCUAGAUUCUCUACCAAAAAUUUACAAAGUUGGAGAUAUUGUUCGAUUUCAUAGAAUAAAGAUCAGGAAAUACAAUGGACAGAUGCAGGGAGUUACCAGUGCAGGAUUUUCAUCCUUAACAUUUGAUGGAACUGUAGGAGCUCCAGUAGUUCCUCGAACUUCCAGCAAAGUGUACACUUUCAUGGAUGAAGAACAGAAAACAAUAGAAGAAUUACGUCUUUGGGCAGCCAGUAAUAUUUCCACCUCUGAACCAGCAGCAAAAUUGUCUGGUGUUCAGCCAAUGGUGUUCUUUGAUCUCACUUGCCAGCUGGUAGGAAAAGCAAAAGUGGAUGGAUCUUCUUUUCUUCUAAAGGUCUGGGAUGGCACAAAAUGUCCCUACCCCACAUGGAAGGUACCUGUGGAAGAAAAAUACCUGGAAGGAGAAAAACUUCGUCUUUAUCAUCUGAGAAAUCUAACAGUGGACAUUCUGGUCUAUGAUAAUCACGUACAACUGGCAGAAUCACUUACGAUUGGAAGUUUUCUGAGAAUUUACGGUAUUCAUACGAAACAAGCAAGUGCUGUCAGUGAAGAUGUCUCACAUAUACAAUUUCAUCUUCAUGGUGGCACCUGUUACGGUCGAGGAAUAGGAGUCUUGCCAGAAAGUAACCCAGAUGUUCAGGAACUAAAAGAGUUCUUAGAAUCUGUGGAUCUGUUAGGCAGUCAGAGUAAUGAAAGCAUGUGUUCAAUGGAAUUAGAUGGCCCUUUUGGCAACAUUACAGAUCUYGAAUUGCACAUACAGAGAUGCCAGCAGUUAUCUGUUACAGUUUUAACAGAUCAUCAGCAUUUGAGUAACACAGACCUGAAAACCAUAACAAACAGCACAGCUCCUCAACAAUUUCGCAUUAGAGCAAAGCUGAGAACUUACAAACCCCAGAAGCUCCAUCAGUCUGUUAAACUUUAUUGUUCCAAAUGCAACUCUUUGCAAGAAGUUCCAAAUAGAGAUGAUUUUAAAUUCAUUUUACGUGGCUCUGCUGCUACUGCCCCAAACCCAGAAUUACACAACACAUUGUGGUAUGAAUCUGUAGUGUGGACUACGCGAGGCCAGAAGCCAAGGGAAAUAGCCAUCCAUUUUGUGAAGCACGAUGAAAUGCUUCAAUAUCCUGAAGACACCUUGCUUAUGAUAGAAGGUGGAACACUCAAAGAAAUCUGGAAGCUUACAAAAAGAUUUAAGUGUGUUAUUCYUGUGAGAUCCACUGAAGAUGAUCUUGAAUUAUUAGAUCUUUCAGCUCCUUUUCUUCUACAAGGGAAAAUAAAAUAUUAUGGGUGCAAGCAGUGUUCAACUCCAAAGCCUAUGAGGUGUCUAAGUUCCAUGGCAGCAGAAGAGCAACCGUCAUGGGAACCAGCUGAAAUAGCACAAGUUUUAGGUAUUGAACUUCUUCAGUAUGUUGUUAUUAUGAAGUUUACACUGGUUGAUGAAACAGGAUCACUAAAUGCAUACAUUUUUGAUUAUGAGAGGUUUUUCCAAGUUCCUGCCUCUGAAGUCUUAACCAACCAGUUUCUUCAGGAAAAGAUGCAGAUGACCAUGAAUUCACUCUGUCCUCCAGGAAGAAGAUUAGGUGACUUGCCAUGGCUGGAAUGCUUCAUCAGGUCCUAUAAUGUCAGAAAUUCAACGAAAAAUCAAGUUUAUUACCAAAUUUUUGACACUACAAUUGCUGAAGAUGUUGUAUAGUCAUGUGUUGCUGAUUGUAAGUAAUCAGUAAGAAUCAAUUUUUGUGGGGGUAUCAGAGACUGUAUUAAAAAAAACAACUUUGUUCCUUUCUUAGGAAUUCAACCUGUAUGUAUGAACUUUUAGUUUGUGUGUGAAUGUGAAUUAUACUUUGAUAUAUUUGCUAUYUUCCUGGCAUACAACUUUGUGUUCUGAGGGCAAGUGGAGCUUUUCACUGGAAACUGCUUGGGUUGGGUUGAUGGAAGCAAUCUACUAUCCAUCUAUCCUUCAAAAAGGCRGUGAUGAGGGUACCCUAAACUGGUGAACUUGACUCAGAAAAAUGUCUGGAUGAUGCUGUGUGUUUAUUUGGAUAGUAAAUUAUAUCAGCAGAGGUAGGGAAAAGAAGCUCUUCAGUAAACUCAGACUAUUUUGUGCAAGCUAAUAUUACUGUUCUCAGACAGUUUUACAGGGAGGUUGGUUUUUAGAAGCUUUUUUGKACUGAUUAUGUACAUUUAGACAGAACUCCUGUUAGUAAUACUCAGGUAACUGCUGCAUGUACCAUCACUGUAGAUUCUGAUGGCAUUGUGAACAUUUCCAUGUAAUGAUUAUCACUAAAAUUAAAGUCAAGCCAUGAAAGUAAGGGAGUGUAAAAUUAUAAAAUGAAUAUUGACAUUUGGUAGAUGGUAAUGAUUCUUGGGUGGACCUGCUGGGUACCAGAGUUGUUAUAGUGCUUAUUAGCUGGGUCUGUGUUUUCAAAGGCUCUCUGAAUGGAUCUGGCUCCAUCAGAUUACACUGCCUUGAUCUGCCUUUUCUGUCUUACAUAAUCAGAUUGGGUGGCUAAAUUUAGAGAUACAGAACUGAUCUGGUGCUAUCAUGGACUAAAAAUUCUUCUGGUCUAGAAAAUUACUUGGCGGUUUUACUUUGCAUGCAGAAGUUUUCAGGACAUGUUUCUCUAAGGAUAAUUAAUGUAGAAAUCCAUGUCAAAUCAAAUGCUUUCCAUCAGAGCAAAAUUACAUAGUAUUUACAGCAGCUGUUUUUAAAGAAGUUCAGARGCAAGAUGGAAUAUUUGUCAGUAGAUUAUUAUUUUGAUAAUAGAUGACAUUUGAUAUUUUUUUCAUUUUUCAGGGUUGUUUAGUAGAUUAUGCAAUUUGUCAUUUAAAAUUGCAUCAAAUAUCCUCUGUUAUUUUUUGUAUUGUAAAAAAUUAUACUGGGUUUAUAUGUCAUAAGCCAGGAUAUUGUUCUUUAUUGAUUAAUGUAUAGGGACGGCCAAUAUUAACAAUGAUGAAUUUCCUUUAAAAAUUCUGAAAAAUCAAACAACUUUGAAAUGGAACCAGCAGUUUAUCAAAGAGUCUGCUAAUUAUGACAGUUAUCUUGAAUAUUUGCAUAAAUACCUCAACAAGAAAUAGACAUAACAAAUGAAUAUUAUAUAAUUCUAGACACUGGCCAUAUCCAAAUGUUUUCACAAAUUAGAGGUGAAGUUGAAGGCGAUCUUUUUCCUUUUUUUGUAUAGAGUGUAUGAAAAUAUGAAUUUUUAUUUUUAGGUUUUUUGGUCAACUUUGAAAGAUAUUGCUAUUGUACAUUUUUUCCAAAUAAAUCUUUGUGAAAUAAUAAAUGGGAAGAGUUUGUUAACUUCAGUGUAAAAUCAAUAAAUUUCACCACAUGCCUUGUCUGAGAUCCCUGCCUAAAACUCUACAUAUGCAUCACAUUAUUUUUUCACUAUUGAAUAUCGUAUUAAAAUUUUUAAUAAAGAUUUCUCC
Messenger RNA from Malurus melanocephalus (red-backed fairy wren), 4597 nucleotides. It is a transcript of the gene POT1, whose product is annotated as protection of telomeres 1. The transcript has 21 exons. The coding region runs from base 525 to 2864 and encodes 779 amino acids. NCBI's taxonomy places the organism in Eukaryota, Metazoa, Chordata, Aves, Passeriformes, Maluridae. Gene Ontology annotation, biological process: telomere capping; regulation of telomere maintenance via telomerase. Gene Ontology annotation, molecular function: telomerase inhibitor activity; G-rich strand telomeric DNA binding. Gene Ontology annotation, cellular component: nuclear telomere cap complex; chromosome, telomeric region. The record is from RefSeq and is a predicted model, not a curated record.